Spea bombifrons (plains spadefoot toad) is the source of this 3311-nucleotide messenger RNA. It is a transcript of the gene FAN1, whose product is annotated as FANCD2 and FANCI associated nuclease 1. NCBI's taxonomy places the organism in Eukaryota, Metazoa, Chordata, Amphibia, Anura, Pelobatidae. Gene Ontology annotation, biological process: interstrand cross-link repair. Gene Ontology annotation, cellular component: nucleus. Gene Ontology annotation, molecular function: 5'-flap endonuclease activity; flap-structured DNA binding; 5'-3' exonuclease activity. The record is from RefSeq and is a predicted model, not a curated record. Bases 230 to 3229 code for a protein of 999 amino acids. The transcript has 14 exons.
AGCUUCUUUUGCUUUGUAACACGACACCAUGGGGCUCAAUAGCUUUCCUAUCUAGCGCGUUACCCAGUUAUGAGACUAGCGCCCGGCAUGGCAACCUGUUUUACAAGUGUGUGGAAGAUCUGUCCGUGUAAAUAAAGCUAUUCCUAGCAGAAUAAACAUGGCGGCGACUAUGCAGUGUGACAGUAAAUGAUGCUUUAUAAACGUCCAAGAAUCAAAACGUUUUUUCAGAAUGUCCCAAAACAAGUCACCAGAAAAGAAAAGGCCACGAAAAAGUCUGUCACUUUCAAAAAACAGAGCCGUCUUGAGCCCUAAAAGCAAAAAAUCCAACUCUAAGUCAAUUGUUACUCUUUUUAAAAAUGCACCCCCUGCAAAGCUUUCCUGUCCUCUAUGUGGGGAAAUGGUGCCACGAUUUGGCUUGAACAGUCACAUGGAUGAGACGUGUCCAAAAGCAAAGCAGGGGGAGGACGACGUUAUACUGGUUGAAAAUGUUGAGACCCUGAAAACCAAUGUGUCGGUUCAGAAUGAUCACCUUCAAGAAGACAACAUGGUCCAAGCAGCACCGACCUAUGAGGCAAAGAGCCCUCAUGCUAAAACCGAUGUGAAUGUGAAGCAAGCCAGUCCAUAUUUUAACAAAAAUGUGCCUUUAUCUGGGGUUCCUAAUGAUUUUCAGGUAGUGAAAACCGUACCUUUAGGGAGUCUUUCCUCAAAACUUUCAAGGCGUUAUAAAACUCGUCAAGUAAAGAAGGAUAUUGACGCAGAGGUGGACGCUGAAGCAGAUGCCACCGGGUGUAUUGAAAAUUCCACAAGAAACAAAUCUUCACUGCAGUCCAUGGCCAUUUUGGAUAAAACAGGAACUAAGUCUCCUAAAGGAGAUGAACCUCAGGAUGAUUCUGAUGAUAUAUGUCUCAUCAAUGAUGACAGCCCACAGUCACCACAUUGUAGUGAUACAUUGCUGCCUGGUGCAUCAGUUAAUGGGAGUGCUAACGCUUCAAUGCAUGCUUUAGAAGGAUGUGAUUUACUGACGGCCAACCAUUGUAACACAUUAAAAUGCGUAAAUGUUUCUGGGGAUGAUGCUUCACACCAUGAUUGUGACAAACAUGAAUCCAUGCCUUCUGCUGAAGACAGCAGUCAACUUCUUCCCAUGGAAGAUCCUUGUAUUUUAGAUGAUUUUAUGAAACCCUUUUAUGACACUGACUGUCAAGGUUCAGGAGAGAGUUUAGGGAAUACAAUGGAGUCCACUAGCGAACGAGAAUCGGCAUCUGAAGAUGUGCGUCACCCAUACUAUCUGCGGAACUUCCUCAUGGUUCUCCAGACUGUGAUGCAAUGUGAAGAAGAUAUGAGUCUCUUUAAUGAAGAAGACCGUAGAACGUUAAAUUCAUUUCUUCAACUUUCAGCUGGGAGCCAGAAACUGUAUGUUCGACUCUUUCAACGCAAAUUCAACUGGAUAAAGGUUAACAAGAUUGAGUAUUCAGAGAUCGGAUCCAAUUUGACUCCCUUCAUUGAAGAACUUAUCCAGCACAAAUUCCUGCAAUCAGACUUAGAGUUAGAAGAGCUCUCCGAAGCACUGGAUCUUCUCUCUGCACCAGAACUAAAGAUUUUGGCGAAAGGAUUUCACCUGACAAACCCCACAGCUCAAAAACAUCAACUUGUCAAUGAGUUUCUGCGUUUGUCUCGCCAACGUUCGGUUUUCAGCAUGGGGAGGAACCAGCCUGGCAUUGCUGCAGUGAUCCUGAAAAAGUCCAAACAAAUUACCGGGCGUGCUGUGCGGGUUUGCAGAGGUCCUCGAGCUGUGUUUUCGCGCAUUCUCCUCCUGUUCUCCUUGACUGAUUCAAUGGAGGUGGAAGAAGCUGCUAGUGGCGGCCAGUCCCAGCUCUCCACAGUGCUGUUGGUUAACAUGGGACAAAUGAAGUUUCCCCAGUACACUGUCUGUAGGAUUACUAGGAUCUUCCAAAAUAGAGAAGAUCUAAUCAGGUAUGAGUGUGCCAUGCACAAACUCGUGGAUAUCGUAGUUACCAUGACAAAUGGCAACUGGACAGAGGCGCAUGUCCUUUAUGAGAGCGCCAGGAAGGAUUGGGAUGAGCUGAAGGAUGAUCCGUUCCUAAGGUACCAUGUGGAACUGCCGUUGCAUCUGCGUUGCUUUACUGUCGGCUGGGUAUAUACCAGAAUCCUGUCCCGAGGAGUAGAGAUCUUGCAAAGGCUGCACCUGUAUGAGGAAGCUGUAGAGGUGCUGCAAACCCUUUUGUCGCAGCGUGUUUACUGCCCUGACAAUAGAGGUCGCUGGUGGGAGCGUCUGGCCCUCAACCUGCAGCAACAUUUGAAGAGCACAGAGAAAGCCAUUGGUUUUAUCAUGGAAGGCUUGUCGGAUCCUCAUGUGCGGACGGGUCACCAGCUUUCUCUGUACCAACGUGCUGUGCGAAUAAGAGACUCUCCAAGCUGCAAAAAAUUCCGCCCCUUAUUCUCCGAUCUGCCGACAAUUGAAGUAGAGGACGUUCCCCAUGUUACCAUCAAAGGCAAGAUGUGUCCUCAGACAGGAAUGGGCAAGUCUGUGUUCUUAAUGGUUGAUGAGUCCGGGGACAUUGGAGAGGACAACAGCCUUUCUACUGUAAUGUGUUCCGUGGAGGAGCUUGCGCUGGCACAUUAUAGAGAGCAGGGCUUUGAUCAAGGCAUUCACGGAGAAGGAUCUACAUUCUGCACUCUUUAUGGUUUGCUUAUGUGGGAUAUUAUAUUUAUGGAGGGUAUCCCAGAUGUCUUCCGAAAUUCAUAUCAGGCCUACCCUCUCGAUUUAUAUACAGACAGUUUUUUUGAGAGCAGACGGGAAGCCAUUGAAACUCGCCUCCAGCUGAUUCAGGAAUCAUCCACCGAGACUUUAAUCCAGCUGAUUGCAGAUGUAUGGAAAGCACACGAGGGAGAAACGGCAGCGAUGAUAAGCUGGGAGCGCUUCUUAUCUCUUCAACAAGCUCAGAACCUGGCGUCUUGCUUUGGAGGACCCUUUUUAAGUGGUGUAUGCAAGAUUAUGUCAAAAGACUUAAGGCACUGCAGAUCAGGACUCCCUGAUUUGGUUGUAUGGAAUAUGGAGAAGAAGCAAUACAAGCUAGCAGAAGUGAAAGGUCCUAAUGAUCGUCUGUCACACAAGCAGAUGGUUUGGUUACAUGAGCUGAAGAGGAUGGGCGCGGAUGUAGAAGUGUGUCACGUUGUAUCCAUUGGUGCCAAGAGGAGCAGGCUUACCUAAAUUAUAAAAUGAAUGCGUGUUUGUCUAUAAAAUUAAUUUACCCUAGAAAACAUUGCUGUAUAAAAUAAAGUAUAAAGACUCA